Molecule: messenger RNA, 1089 nt
Organism: Lampris incognitus (smalleye Pacific opah)
Lineage: Eukaryota; Metazoa; Chordata; Actinopteri; Lampriformes; Lampridae
Gene: gpr26
Product: G protein-coupled receptor 26
Exons: 3
Coding region: 1-1089 (362 amino acids)
Biological process (GO): adenylate cyclase-activating G protein-coupled receptor signaling pathway
Cellular component (GO): membrane
Molecular function (GO): G protein-coupled receptor activity
Source: RefSeq, a predicted model, not a curated record
AUGCAAACAGCGGACGUCGCUGCGUCCGCGUUGGUUUUGGGGAUCAUCGUCGUGUCACUGCUGUCCAAUGUUGUGGUGCUGAUCUGCUUUCUGUACAGCCCGGAGAUCCGCAAGCAGGUGCCCGGGCUUUUUAACCUCAACCUGACGUUUUGCAACCUGUUGUUGACGGUGUCCAACAUGCCGCUCACCCUGGCCGGACUCAUCACCGAGAGCCACCCGGGGGGCAGCGGCUUGUGUCAGACGGUGGGUUUCCUCGACACUUUCCUCACGACCAACGCCAUGCUGAGCAUGGCAGCGCUGAGCAUCGACAGAUGGGUGGCGGUUGUGUUUCCGCUGAGCUACCACUCGAGAAUCCGGCACCGGGACGCGGUCAUAGCGCUGGGUUACAUGUGGAUACACUCGCUCUGUUUCUCGGCGGUGGCCACCUGCCUCUCCUGGGUCGGGUACCAUCAACUUUACGCGUCGUGCACGCUGUGCAACGCCCGCGCGAGCGGCGGCGCCGGCACGCAGUUCGCCGUCUUCACGGUGGUUUUGCACUCGCUCACCUUCCUUCUCACCUUGAUCGUGCUGUGCGUGACAUAUCUGAAAGUGCUCAAAGUGGCGAGGUUUCACUGCAGGCGCAUAGACGUCAUUACUAUGCAGACGCUGGUGCUCCUCGUCGACAUUCAUCCCAGUGUGCGUCAGAAAUGCCUUGAUGAACAGAGACGGAGGAGGCAAAGGGCCACUAAGAAGAUCAGCACAUUCAUUGGCACAUUUGUGGUGUGCUUCACCCCAUAUGUCAUCACAAGAAUUGUGGAGCUCUUCACUCCAGGGCCCAUAAGCCCUCACUGGGGUGUCCUGUCCAAAUGUUUGGCCUACAGCAAGGCAGCAAGCGACCCAUUCGUCUAUUCCCUUCUGCGCCACCAGUACAAGAAGACCUGCAGCAAGUUGGCCAACAAGGUUCUGAAGAGGAGCCCGCUCAAUUCCUCCUCUCGUAGGGUGGAGAACAGUGCAGGGAGGUGCGAUACCAACCCCACUACCAACACCAACACCAACACCAACACUACAACUAGCAACCAACCUCCUACCAAUAAGCUACCUGUCCAGUGA